CGAAGACAACUCUCAUCUGGUUACCACUAUAAAAAAGAAGUCGAAAAAGUGGAGUAAACCUUGACAAUCUGCCAUUGCCAAAGCACCAUGAGGUCGCAAUAAUAAAUUCGGCUGUUCUGUGAGGAGACAAACUAACGGGUAAAUCUUUCUGUUGAGAUAAUCACAUCAGUAAUGAACUCUCAAGUCAAGAGGGACGAGUCAUCAGACCUCUGAUUUAUGCGUCACGAGCAGUCAUCAAUCUCUUAGGAUCAAUUGUGCAUGAGAUGUGGGUAAUGCAUGGGAGCCGAUUAAAUCACGUUUUGUUAAUUCGUAAUUAGGUCAACUGGUUUAUUUAUUUCGGGUGGAGAAUAAUUGAGGUGUCAUGGGGAAGAGGAAAAAUCGUCAACCGGAUGUCAAUGAUGAUGCGAGUAUUCAUUCAUCGGAGUCUGGGGAGGACAACAAGUCAGAUGGACCCAAGUGCCCUCACGUCAUGAAGUCCAUUAAUAUGAAUGCACUUCGAAAAGUUCUGAAAAAAGUUGGAAUUCAAACGGAGUGCGCGACGUGUAGUAAAGUCGAUACCAAUAAGAUCGAAGUCGAUGACGAUGAUGGGAUGACCCCAUUGAUCCAACCACUGUGGAUAUGCCUCAAAUGUGGGAAUCAAGCCUGUGGGCGGUCUUUGAACGAACAUGCUGAGCAUCAUUUCAGGACACCUCACAGUGAUUCUCACUGUCUAGCUAUCGAUACCCAUCGGUGGAGUAUAUGGUGUUAUGCGUGCGAGGAUGCGGUUAAAGCUGACAGUAGAAAACAAUUACUCGAAAUAGUGGAAUUCAUAAAAAAACUGGCGACGACAACGUACACGUCCCCUCAGCCCGCGAUUCCCUCGCCCUGUGCUGAAAAGCCUCACGAGUCCAUUCCAUCCACCAAAGAAAAGCAGCUACCCCUGACGAGCCUGACGAGAGUCGUUGGGCUUGUGAACCUGGGCAACACCUGUUUUUUCAACUCAGUGUUGCAGUGCCUGGCGCAAACACCCUUUUUGGUGAAGGUUCUGGAGGAUUUGCGGGAGCCAGACGUGAAAUUCGUGCUUCCAGGAGGCAAAUGCAAGCCCUCAGAUGACGCAGAGGAGAUGGAUUUGCCACCAAUCGAGGGAAAGCUCGAGGGGUGGGGUAAUUUCACUGCAACCCUCUGGAAAACACUGACAGAUAUGCAGAGCUCAGACAGCAAUCAGGCGUACAGGCCCUCCGAACUCCUCAACUCCUUCAAGAAAAAAUCGUCCCAGUGCAUGGAUGGAGGUCAGCAUGAUUCCCACGAGCUGCUACGUCAUCUCCUGGAGCACGUGAGAAACGACGACGUGAGGAGGUAUCAGGCAAUUAUUCUGAAGAAAAUUGGUCUCGAUGACAAGAUAAAACGUCAGGCAAUCGAUGGAAAUCUCAAGGCACAGGUGAAGUUUUAUGGAAAUCAGGCGUGUGCCAGGCACCUGGGAUCAGAGCCAGUCUUUCGGGGGGUACUGGUGUCUACUCUGGAGUGUCUGGACUGCCAUCACUCCUCUCAACGAACUGAGCCCUUCCUCGACCUCUCCCUUCCAGUUCUGAUGGACAAGCCACAGCCUCCAGUGGUGGGGAAACGCAGAAACAGCGGUCUCGAAGACAGUUUUGACCUCAUGGGGAAUACCAGUGGACCCUCCAAGUAUCAACUGAAGAAGGGGAAGAAGCCUGCGAGGAGAAAUCGACAGAAUGAUUACACUAACAUCAACAAAUCGGGAGUCAGUCGGAAUAAUGUGGAUCAGGCCAGUCAGGCUGAGUCAGAGGAGAGUGAUGCUGAUGUUGAGGAUAAUAUCGAGAAUGAUGGGGCAUCUCAUGAGGUCAUCGAAUCUGGAUACAGCUCUGAGAAGGUGUCCACUGUCACAAGUCCUGUAUCUCCUGGGGAACCCUGCGGUGAGGAUGAGUUAAAGACUCAGAAUUCAUUGAGAGAAAUUUCCAUGUAUAAUUCAGGGGUUGAGACAUUGGAAUCAAGACUAAAUAAUCCAUCCCUGGAGAUGAAUUUGGAGGGUCCAGUGAGUUCAGCCUCAGAGGCAUUGCCAGACCUCUCUCCAUCGACGUCUCUCAUCGUCAACUCUGAGAUGAGUCCUGGGGCCACCGGAAGUCCCCUGAGCAGCCCCAUCACCUCGAAGAGUCCCACAUCGAGUUCUCAGGAGAGACUGACCUUCACGUUAGUCAUCAAUGAUGGACCAGAGGUUGAAGACAGGAAAGAUAAAUCCUCUAGGUUCUCAGAGGCUGAGACUGACGAGUGUCGAUCAGAGGCUGAGGAUCCCUUGAAGAAACUAACUGCUGUUGAGAUGAGAAAUGGAAUGAAUGAGGUGACAAGUGGAAUGGGGAAUAUGUCAGUUUCAAAUCAAUCUCCAACGAGUUAUCAGGUGGCCAGUGGCGAGUGCUCCAUUCAGUCCUGCCUGAAUCAAUUCACUGCGAGGGAAUUGAUGAGUGGUAGCAAUAAGGUGGGGUGCGAGGCCUGCACUGCUCGGGAAAAUAAAGAAAAAAAAGGAAAAAUGGUGUGCACGUCCAGCACCAAGCAGUAUCUCGUCUCCAGGGUUCCUGCUGUUCUUAUUUUGCAUUUGAAGAGAUUCCAGUCACAGAGAUUUGGGUUCAGAAAAGUUACCAAGCACGUGGCGUUCCCCAUGAUUCUCGAUCUGGCUCCUGUCUGCAAGUGUCAUGACAGGGCGAAGAUUUACUCACUUUAUGGGGUUGUUGAACACAGUGGAACUCUUCAUGGAGGUCAUUAUGUAGCUUAUGUCAAGGCUAGGCAGCCCCUGCAGCCCGAUGAUCCCAGGUGGGCUUUUCUACCCAAGGCUAGGGCUAAUGAUGGCGAGGAAGUCGUCGAGCCUGAGAGGAUAGACCCCCAGGAAAAAAUACAACCACCUCCUGGCAGGUGGUACUACGUCUCUGACUCCAGAGUAAUGGAAAUUGACGAGGCGAGUGUGUUACAACGCGAGGCGUAUUUACUCUUCUACGAAAGAAUUCUAUGAUCAUGCGAUGAAAAAUACUAGUGUCUAUUUCAUCAGAGAUUACGAACAACUCUGUCCAAGUCCACAUUUGAGAACGAAUUACGGUUGUGUGCGUUCAAAAUGCGAAAAAGAGCGAAAAUUAAUUUUUCAUGCCACGUAGGAGAGGAAUUCAAUAGAAAAAUUCUCGUAUAAGUUUUUUCCAUUGGA
Messenger RNA from Fopius arisanus, 3181 nucleotides. RefSeq names its product ubiquitin specific protease 16/45 (gene Usp16-45). Lineage: Eukaryota; Metazoa; Arthropoda; Insecta; Hymenoptera; Braconidae. Gene Ontology annotation, molecular function: cysteine-type deubiquitinase activity; zinc ion binding. The record is from RefSeq and is a predicted model, not a curated record. The transcript has 5 exons. The coding region runs from base 362 to 2995 and encodes 877 amino acids. Gene Ontology annotation, biological process: protein deubiquitination.